CAAUGUGCAGGCCUGACUAUCACAUCCAGUUAUUUUAAUACAACGCCUCUAAUCCCAGCACUCGGGGAGGCAGAGGCAGGCCGAUCUCUGUGAGUUCGAGGACAGCCAAGGCUACACAGAGAAACCCUGUCCGCGAAAAGAAAGGAAGAAAGCAACUGAAAAUCUCUAUCCUUGAGAUUUGGGGAGAUCUUUCUCAUUCUCGCUUCAGAUCUUCCCGAAGACCCCAAAAUGACUUCUCCGUGCUCUUUGCCCCUAAAACCCACAAUCCCCCCAAUAAUUCAAGAGACCCAAGACCCCAGCGCUCUGCCUCCUUUACCCCCAAGUCCCCUGGACUUAGCUUUGUCACCCCCUGCCUGUGGUCCCCAGGCUUCUGUCCCAACCCUACCCCCUCCCCCACCCCCUUCCUCUCCCCCUCCCCCGCCAUCUCCCCCUCCCCCCUCUGCCCUGGAGGCUGGUCUCCCUCGCGUCUACGGCCUGGAGAGCAGCCGGCUCCUGAAGGAGGCCUUGGAGAAGGCUGGCCCAGUCCCCAAAGGCAAAGAAGAUGUGAAGAGGCUCCUGAAGCUGCAACGAGACCGGUUUCGAAGUGACUUGCAAUGGGUCCUCUUCUGUGCUGACCUGCCAUCACUCAUCCAAGAAGGCCCUCAGUGUGGACUGGUGGCCUUGUGGAUGGCAGGAGCUCUCCUGUCCACCCCCGGCAGUGUCUCUCUGGAAAGACUGGUGCAGGUGGCCAUGGAAAGAGGCUACACAGCGCAGGGAGAGAUGUUCUCUGUGGCUGACAUGGCCAAACUGGCCCAGGAAACUUUGGGCUGCCAGGCUGAGGUCCUCUUUGGUGGCCUGGGUGGUCCCAACAGAGAUCGGGUGCUGCAACACCUCAUCACCGGACAUCCCCUGCUCAUCCCCUAUGAUGAGGAUUUCAACCACGAGCCGUGUCAGAGGAAAGGCCAUAAGGCACACUGGGCAGUGAGCGCAGGGGUCCUGAUAGGUGUGCAGAGUGUGCCAAGCCCUGGCUACAUUGAAGACUCUGAGUUGCCAGGCCUCUUCCACCCAGUACCUGGGGCACCCCACCAACCACCAUCCUUCCCAGAGGACAGCUCCCCAGGUGCCAUCUAUCUUCUCUCCAAGCAGGGCAAGAGUUGGCAUUACCAGCUGUGGGACUACAACCAAGUCCGGGACAGCAACCUGCAGCUGACAGACUUCUCACCUGCCAGGGCCGCUGAUGGGCGGGUGUAUGUGGUGCCUGCCGGUGGGGUACAGGCUGGCCUCUGUGGCCAGGCGCUGUUGCUCAGACCACAGGAGCAGAGUCAUUGAACUUGUCUCCAUCACCAUUGGAGUGCCUCAACUU
Molecule: messenger RNA, 1342 nt
Organism: Acomys russatus (golden spiny mouse)
Lineage: Eukaryota; Metazoa; Chordata; Mammalia; Rodentia; Muridae
Gene: Actmap
Product: actin maturation protease
Exons: 6
Coding region: 229-1308 (359 amino acids)
Source: RefSeq, a predicted model, not a curated record